UUGCGGCUACUGCUCAUGAGCUCUGCCCAUAGUCCACAGUCGUUUGACCUCUCGAUUUCGACAGCAUCCACUCUAUGGUCGAGAUUAAGAAUAUAUCAGAAGAUCCUGCACACUCCCUUGGCGUCGAAGACCAUGAGGGCGGCCAGUACAGGUUACUCUACAGCAAGUCCAAGGUCUACGUGAAUCCGACGGUUUACGCACGAGAUAAUAUCCCCGGGUUCGUGGCGCUCGUCAAGCGAGAAGCGGCGAAUCCUACAUAUUUGCUAGCUUGGCUGCCGGAGACCUUGCUGAAUGAGAAGGGUCAAACUGAAUGGGACAAGUUCGUCAGGACAGAGGAGCGAAUGACUAUUCACGAGGAAGAAGAGGAUGCAGUCCUCAUUGACAUGCCAAUACCACGUCCGGAGACCUAUGCCUUCUCCGUAUCACUGACCUCAAUCUACUCCCUCAUUAUACAGCCGCCGUCUUUGUCCUCCUGGUACGGCUCAAUAGUCAUUAAUCUAAUCAAUGGCACGACACUACCUACAUUGCAUUUUCAUGACGAUGAGUCGCGUUCGUUCACCGCUCUACACAAAGCUCCAGCGGAUCACAAGCACGACAUAUACCCGCCUCCUCAGUCUCCGCUAGCCUCGUCUUCCAAAGCCGUCUCUUGGGGCGGAGAAGAUCUCCUCUCUCGUCUCAAGUCUUACGCUCACAUCAUGCGCUCGAACUUGCAGCCGACUCUAUACCUGGUGGAUCCCUCGCGAGAAGACAUUGAGACUCAUUCGACCCAGUUGUUCGCGGACGAUGCCGUGGACGAUAUUCUUGCUCAAUCUUCGUAUGCGAACUCUCACUCCCCAAUUCCCGCCCACCGCCGACCCCGGCCCCUUACAGGAACUACAAAUCCAUACUCACCACGAUCAUCUAUUCUACAUCGGUCUUUGCAUUCUCCGUCGGCCUCGUCGGCCUCAUCGUCGUCGCAAGCGCGGAUGGCGCUAUUGCAGUCAUUCUCACAAAUAACACGACACGCAGCGCAUGCGGCGCAGCACAUCUUGUCUCAUCCGCUCGCUAAGCCCAUUGUUCCUCAUUUGCCUGAUCCCGUCAAGAGUCUUGUCAAUGCGAACGGGGAUCUUGAAUGGGGAAGCUGGGUUGAGAAGGGCGGCGUUGGUGAAUUUGAGAGCGCUCGAGUCUAUCUAGCUCGCUGGGCUCGUAUCGUCGCAGAAGAGGGCGAGCGUGAACGUCGUAAAGAAGCUCAGACACUCCCGUCCUCUGAUUCCACGGAGCUUCCUUCAGAAAGCACGUCUCUAGGUGUUUUUGAGCUACUACAGUCUUCUGUCAAUCUGCCAACGCCCAAGUCUACACGCAACCCUAGCAGUCCGGUAGACGAGAAAACUUGGAAGGGAUGGUUUAACGCGGAUGGUUCGCCAAAUAUCAGCGCCGAGGAGAUGCGACGGCAAAUAUUUCAACGCGGUAUAAUCUCCAAAGGCGCAUUGAGAAAACAGAUGUGGCCUUUCCUGCUUGGAGUGCAUGAAUGGGACAAAACUUACGCGGAGCGUAAGACGGCAUGGGAGACAAAACGUCAAAGAUAUCGUGAAUUGAAGAACCAGUGGUGGGGUGUUCCGGAAGUAUUCGACCGACAGGAUGUCAUCGAGGAACGCCAUCGCAUAGAUGUCGACUGUCGUCGUACGGACCGCACUCACCCUCUGCUUGCGUCCACAACUCCUGUCAUAGAUGCUUCGGAUGACGAGAAGGGCCUGCACAUGCGCUACUCAACAAUAUCUCCGGGUCUCAGUGAUAUCGGUGCCCAAGCACCGACUAACGAGCAUAUUGAGCGAAUGGGUGGUAUACUACUCACAUAUAACUUUUACGACACCGAUCUCGGCUAUGUUCAGGGCAUGUCGGAUCUCUGCGCUCCAGUCUACGUUGUGAUGGAUGCAGACGAAGAACUGACCUUUUGGUGCUUCGUUUCCGUCAUGACCCGCAUGAAGCAUAAUUUCCUGAGGGAUCAAUCUGGCAUGAAGAAGCAGUUGUCCACACUACAACAGCUCAUCGGCGUCAUGGACCCAGAGCUCUAUCGGCACCUAGAGAAGACGGACGCGCUGAACCUAUUUUUCUGUUUCCGAUGGAUCCUCAUCGCCUUCAAGCGCGAAUUCUCGUUUGAGGACGUUCUGCGGCUCUGGGAGGUGCUCUGGACCGACUGUUACAGCCGAAACUUCGUGCUGUUUGUGUCUUUGGCUAUGCUCGAGUCUCAUCGAGACGUGAUCAUGCGCUAUCUUGUAGAAUUCGACGAGAUACUGAAGUAUUGUAAUGAACUCAGCAUGACCAUCGAACUUGACAGCACGCUCGCUCAAGCCGAAGUUCUUUUUUUGUCUUUCGCACAGCUUGUAGCCGACAUUGACCGUCGCCGAGCGGAGGAACCUGCCACCGGCUCGGGGCAAAUGCGCAAUCGAACGACGGGAGAGGUUAUGUCGGAAGGAAAAUCAAAAUUCCCUAUUCUCAGCGACGAACUGAGAGAUUUGUUGAAGACAGGUCGGUGAGGCAACGCGCUCGCGGUCGUGCGAGGUUAUGCCGUCUUGUACUAUUGGACUGAGAAACACGUGGACUCAUUUACACACAUCUUCGUCGGUACUGUAUACUGUUUCGAUUAGGUUUUAAAUACACACUUAAACGUCGCCAUGAAAUGCGACUGAAGAUGUAUCUUUAUUUACUUCGCUCCGAGG
This is a messenger RNA of Phanerochaete carnosa HHB-10118-sp, 2696 nucleotides long. RefSeq lists its product as uncharacterized. The transcript has 13 exons. The record is from RefSeq and is a predicted model, not a curated record. Gene Ontology annotation, molecular function: GTPase activator activity. The coding region runs from base 75 to 2513 and encodes 812 amino acids. Lineage: Eukaryota; Fungi; Basidiomycota; Agaricomycetes; Polyporales; Phanerochaetaceae. Gene Ontology annotation, biological process: activation of GTPase activity.